AUGUAUGCUGAGCAUGCCAAACCACUUUCAAAAUACACUACAGAGGAACUGUAUGCCCAUUUUCGCUUUGGGAGGGAUGAUAUCAAGUACAUUGCAGACCUUGUCAGGCCAAACUUACAGCACAAAACCAAAAGGAGUCAUGCUCUGUCUGUGGAGGAACAGUACCUGAUUGCACUGCGCUUUUAUGCCUCUGGGACUUUCUACCAGGUUGUUGGUGACAAUAUGGGAGUGGACAAAUCAACUGUUAGUAAUGUGGUGAAAGCUGUCUCAAUUGAAUUGGCCAGUCUGGUCAAUGAAUUUGUUUCAUUUCCCAAGGAUGACCAGAUGGCGCAAACUAAGAGAAGUUUCUUUCUUUUGGGGAACAUGCCUAAUACUAUUGGUGUUAUUGAUUGUACUCAUGUGCACAUUCAAGGGCCGCAUGGAAGGAAGUGGCAGUAUGUAAACCGAAAAGGGAGGCACAGCAUCAAUGUCCAAUUAGUGGCCAACGCUGACCUCAUCAUAACAAACUGUGUUGUCAAGUGGCCAGGGCCUGUCCAUGAUGCACUUAUCCUGAGGGAGAGCGCACUAUACAGAAAACUCUUAUCCAACUCACCAAAUGGCAUAAUAUUGGGAGACAGUGCUUAUCCACUCCUACCAUGGCUGAUGACCCCUUUUCCAGUUACAAACACACCUGAGCAGGCAGGCUUCAACUCUGCACAUUGCAAAACAAGAUACGCAAUUGAGCGCUAA
Polypterus senegalus (gray bichir) is the source of this 729-nucleotide messenger RNA. RefSeq names its product putative nuclease HARBI1. The record is from RefSeq and is a predicted model, not a curated record. The transcript has a single exon. The coding region runs from base 1 to 729 and encodes 242 amino acids. Lineage: Eukaryota; Metazoa; Chordata; Cladistia; Polypteriformes; Polypteridae.